Pipistrellus nathusii (Nathusius's pipistrelle) is the source of this 351-nucleotide messenger RNA. The record is from the annotation of a GenBank genome assembly. NCBI's taxonomy places the organism in Eukaryota, Metazoa, Chordata, Mammalia, Chiroptera, Vespertilionidae.
AUGCAGACGCUGGAUCUUGGGUUCCAGGCCGACACCAUCCCAAGUCUAUAUGGAGCUCUCAGGGUUCCUACCUGCCUUCAGGCCAACAUCUUUGAGGCACUAUAUAAUAGCAGUUUGAGGUCAGUGUCUAGAAGAAUAAGGAUUCUGGAAUUUGCUGCCAAAUGCAUCUCAGGUUUUAAAACUCAUGGUCUCUUACUCCUUUUUGCUAUUUAUUAUGUAAUCUUCCUGCUCCACCAAUGGAUAAUGGGAAGAAAAAGCGCUUCUCCUUUAACAUCGAAGCCUUUCCUCGUGAAUUGCCUCGCUUUUGGGCAGGUGUGGGCCAAGGAGCUGGAAGAACGCUGGCAAGGUUGA